Messenger RNA from Rhinopithecus roxellana (golden snub-nosed monkey), 889 nucleotides. RefSeq names its product SPC24 component of NDC80 kinetochore complex (gene SPC24). Bases 163 to 756 code for a protein of 197 amino acids. The record is from RefSeq and is a predicted model, not a curated record. The transcript is spliced from 5 exons. Lineage: Eukaryota; Metazoa; Chordata; Mammalia; Primates; Cercopithecidae.
AGACCCAAGGCUGCUUCCCCCAUACUAAGACGCUGCUCCCUAUGCCUAUUGGCUAUUGCUUAUGACUGACGUAGAAAAAUUUCCAAUGGAAAGCAACCUCUUCGGGAAGAGGGCGGGCUCCGCGGGCAGUCAAAUUUGCGCGGGUUGGGGCUCGGCGUAGUCAUGGCCGCCUUCCGCGACAUAGAGGAGGUGAGCCAGGGGUUGCUCAGCCUGCUGGGCGCCAACCGCGCCGAGGCGCAGCAGAGACGGCUGCUGGGGCGCCACGAGCAGGUGGUGGAGCGGCUGCUGGAGACGCAAGACGGUGCCGAGCAGCAGCUGCGAGAGAUCCUCACCAUGGAGAAGGAAGUGGCCCAGAGCCUUCUCAACGCAAAAGAGCAGGUGCACCAGGGAGGCGUGGAGCUGCAGCAGCUGGAAGCCGGGCUUCAGGAGGCCGGGGAGGAGGACACCCAUCUGAAGGCCAGCCUCCUUCAGCUCACCAGAGAGCUGGAAGAGCUCAAGGAGAUUGAGGCGGAUCUGGAGCGACAGGAGAAGGAGGUCGACGAGGACACGACAGUCACAAUCCCCUCGGCAGUGUACGUGGCUCAACUUUACCACCAAAUUAGUAAAAUUGAGUGGGAUUAUGAGUGUGAGCCAGGGAUGAUCAAAGGCAUCCAUCAUGGCCCCAGUGUGGCCCAGCCCAUCCACCUGGACAACACCCAGCUCUCCAGGAAAUUCGUCAGCGACUACCUGUGGAGCCUGGUGGACACCGAGUGGUAGCCAGGAGCCUCGUGGUGGCGUCUUCCACCCAGCGGGCAUCUGCUGUGGUCAGAUCCGUUUCAAAUGAAACGUGUGUACGUAGAUUUUUUUUUUUUUUUUGAGACAGAGUUUCAUUCUUGUUGCCCAGGCUGGA